This is a messenger RNA of Dioszegia hungarica, 414 nucleotides long. RefSeq lists its product as uncharacterized. The record is from RefSeq and is a predicted model, not a curated record. Bases 1 to 414 code for a protein of 137 amino acids. Lineage: Eukaryota; Fungi; Basidiomycota; Tremellomycetes; Tremellales; Bulleribasidiaceae. The transcript has a single exon.
AUGUCCGCCCUUCGCACCUCGCUGAGGCGGAUGCCCAUCUCGUCAGCCCUGCGCUCCUCCACCUCCACCACCCCCUUCGCUCGCUCCCUCUCUACCCUCCCCGCCCGCCCCCUCGCCUCUGUACCCAGCAAGUACACCGGCCUGGGCGCGUUCCGGUCCCUCAACUCGACUCCGCCAGCCCAGCUCGAGCCGAGCGCGCCGGUGGCGGAUGGUGGCGCGACUGAUCCGCCAGAGAGUGGGAUCAAUGUGGACAAGUCGACGCGGAUGGAUACGUUAGUGCUUUCUCUUUGUCAGGUCAAGGGGUCUGCGAAGUGUGCUGGAGAAGAACUGCUCGGUGGAGUUGAAGCGAGAAAAGGGGGUGCAAACUACGCGAGUGGGUUUCGGAGAAAGAGAGCGUUCCUGGACGGGGCAUGA